AUGGUCAACCCAAGCCUUCCCGGCAUUCCCUACAACUCAACGACGGUUUUCUUCGAUGACACAGCUUACCAUGUGCCGGACGUCACAGACCCUGGUUCUGACGAGUACGACGCUGGGUUGAUUCCCCACGAGGUCGUCCUAGCGGCAUGGCUAACCGCGAAGGCCAAUGAGAAAGGCGAAGGCAAGAUCCGAGCAAUCCCAUACAAGAUUGACAAUAAGGUGGUCGCGAACGGUGUGGCGCUUCUCACCUACGAACCAUACGUGUGA
This is a messenger RNA of Ascochyta rabiei, 267 nucleotides long. RefSeq lists its product as uncharacterized. Lineage: Eukaryota; Fungi; Ascomycota; Dothideomycetes; Pleosporales; Didymellaceae. The transcript is spliced from 2 exons. The coding region runs from base 1 to 267 and encodes 88 amino acids. The record is from RefSeq and is a predicted model, not a curated record.